CCCAGGAAUAUUCCAUGGCAGUUAGGGGCCCUGUUCUGCUGACUAGGUUGGGGCCUUCUCUUGGACCAGGAGCUCAUGUGCCUAAUAAAGGAGCCUCCCUUCAUUCUUUCUCAGCCCCCAGGCACUAUGGUGGCAACAGCUCCACCUGAUGAAAAUAUUUAAAAGAUGAGGGACAGUUGAGCCUGGCAAGGGAAAGGGGAGAUGGAAUGCAAGACAGGAGCGUCCAAGAUGGGUAUGGGGGACUCUAGGAGUGAGUUCCCUGGGUCAGGAGAAGAAAGGGCCCAACAUCAGAGGCCUAGAAAGGAACGGGAAGACUGGAAGACAGAAUGGGAUGGCAGUGAGCUGGAACAAGAAGAGGGGGUGCAGGGCUUCACCCUUUACUCCAGCAGUAACAGGCGGCUGCCCACAGACUACCGCCGUGCCUCUGUGUUGCCCUUUCAAUGGAGAAUUAUACACAGCACCCACUGGAUAGCACAGAUGCUGGCCUCCACACUCAGCCUGGUUGCCUUCAUCCUUCUGCUGGUCAUGAUCUUCUCUAAGAAUUGGCUGCAACUCUCUGUGAGCCGCUACUACCAGCGCUGGCCCAUAAAUGUCAACAAUAGAAUCUAUACUUCGGCCCUUAUUAUGUCAAUGGGGCUCCUGCACUUCUGCAGAUCCAAGAACUGUCCCAACUUAGAGAAUGAGAAAGAAAAUUUAAAGCUGUGGCCAAAUCGGCCUCUCUUUAAGGUGGCCAAGUUAAGCUUCGACCUGACCGUGGUGCUGGGCUUUGUCCUCACCUUCUGGUUGCACCUGCCAUACCUGUCCGGUAUUGAGAAAUUGCCCUCCUUUGGCUUGAUUGGGACCAUCUUGAGCGUCUGCGAAGCCACCUGCAUUUUCUCCAGCCUCUUGUUGUUCCCCAUUAACCUCUGGAUCUUCGAGUUGGAGGGGAACCUGUCAAUCCCCAUGGGCUGGAGCUAUUUCAUCGGUUGGUUGGUAUUUGUCCUGUAUGUCACCUGCGCGGUCCUUUGCACCUUCAACCAUAAAAGUUUCCGGAGUCUGGCUCUGAGCCAUUCCUCUGGCGCCGUGUCCUGCAGCAGCACAGCCAUCUCCAUAGAAGGAUAUCUGAGCGAUGAAACUAUCACGGACUCCUCUCUCAGCCAGGAGGAGGAAGUCCUGGGGUCAUGAGCAAAAAUAUGCACAUCCAUAACCUUUUCUGAACUCCUGGCAACAGGUUCUGUGCUUUCAUUUGAAUUCCUCUCCUCAUCCUUCCCCUCAGCCCUUGGAUAGGCUGGUCCUCAUCACUGCAAGGAAUGAGAAAGGGAGGAUCUUGGACCAGCUUGGCACUCCUCUUCCUUAUUUAUAGCUUGGGUGACAUGGAAUAAAUGAUCUGUCUUUUC
Messenger RNA from Microcebus murinus (gray mouse lemur), 1376 nucleotides. RefSeq names its product outer dense fiber of sperm tails 4 (gene ODF4). Lineage: Eukaryota; Metazoa; Chordata; Mammalia; Primates; Cheirogaleidae. Gene Ontology annotation, cellular component: plasma membrane. The record is from RefSeq and is a predicted model, not a curated record.